Fusarium verticillioides 7600 is the source of this 507-nucleotide messenger RNA. RefSeq lists its product as hypothetical. NCBI's taxonomy places the organism in Eukaryota, Fungi, Ascomycota, Sordariomycetes, Hypocreales, Nectriaceae. Bases 1 to 507 code for a protein of 168 amino acids. The record is from RefSeq and is a predicted model, not a curated record. The transcript has 2 exons.
AUGCACGGUUACAGUUCAUCAGAAGAGUCCGACGACCCUCGUCGGCCUCGUGCCCAACCUGCCACCACCAACAACAACGACCAGAAGAAGAAGAAAAAGAAGAAGCUCCCGCCCCAAAAGAGCAUCAACCGCAUCUGGAAGAAGUUCUCCAAGCGCAAGUUUCACAAGGCUCUCGCCGUCCUCCCAUUCGACCCCGUGCAACCACCUGCUACCUACCAUUCCAACGAGCUCUUAUCGGCCGGUUACGAGCGAGCCGCUGAGGAAUGUCGACGCAAGGUUGAGAAGAUCAUCAAAGAAUGCAUGCGAGAGAAUAUGCGAUAUCUAGAUCCUGGUUGGGAUUUGGAUUGGGAUCUCAAGUAUGAUAAGGGUCACUGCUUGAACAACCUGGGGUCGCAGAAAUUCGAGCUCAACAGGACAACGCUGCUGAGCUCAAAGGCGGCUGUUCCCAAGGCCGUCAAGCGCGUGCACGAGAUCUUUGAGAAUCCCCACCUUCAUGAAAGAGGUUAG